Messenger RNA from Ruditapes philippinarum (Manila clam), 7807 nucleotides. Its product is annotated as neurogenic locus notch homolog protein 1-like. The record is from RefSeq and is a predicted model, not a curated record. Bases 1 to 7620 code for a protein of 2539 amino acids. The transcript is spliced from 11 exons. Gene Ontology annotation, molecular function: calcium ion binding. Lineage: Eukaryota; Metazoa; Mollusca; Bivalvia; Venerida; Veneridae.
AUGGACAUUAAAUUAGACAAUGUUGACGUUGUUAGUUCAAGUUAUCUCCUAGCAAGACCUAUAUUGAUAAAUAAGACGAUUGAGUUUACAAACGUAAGUGUUGAUAUUGAAAUAAUGGUAUGGUGUUCUACUGGAUUUUAUGGUAAAGCUUGCAACGAGACAUGUCCUCCUGACAACAUAAAGUGCAACAUUGGAGAAUGUAUAGAGUCACAAACAAACAAUAAUGCAACCUCGUCAAGACAAAUAGACUAUCACUGUAGAAAAGGGACAUGUAAUAACGGUGUAUGCCAGUGUCCAGAUGGUUUUGCAGGCGACAGAUGUAACGUGGUAUCAAAUUAUAUACUUCCUUACAACAAAACUUAUCAUUUUCUAAAUGACACAACCAGUAAUAACACAUGUGAAAAUGGAUACAAGAACUUCAAUUGUGACGAGAUAGAUUUUUGUUGCAAUAAUUUAUGCAAACAUGGCCGUUGUUCAAAUAAUGUGAACAUAUAUUCAUGUGACUGUGAUGAAGGAUUUGAAGGCUUAAACUGUGAGGUAGAUAUCAAUUAUUGUACAAACAAUACAUGUCAGAACAAUGCAACCUGCAUUGAGGAACAAACAAACUAUACAUGUAUCUGUCAACCGGGAUAUUCUGGAUUAAAUUGUGAGCAACCGGGAUAUACUGGACUAAAUUGUGAGGUAGAUAUCAAUUAUUGUACAAAUAAUGCAUGCCUGAACAAUGCAACCUGCAAUGAGGAACAAACAAAUUAUACAUGUAUCUGUCAACCGGGAUAUACCGGACUUAAUUGUGAGGAAGAUAUCAACUAUUGUUCAAAUAAUACAUGUCUGAACAAUGCAACCUGCAUUGAGGAACAAACAAAACUAUACAUGUAUCUGUCAACCGGGAUAUACUGGACUAAAUUAUAUACUGGACUAAAUUGUGAGGUAGAUAUCAAUUAUUGUACAAAUAAUGCAUGCCUGAACAAUGCAACCUGCAAUGAGGAACAAACAAACUAUACAUGUAUCUGUCAACCUGGAUAUACCGGACUUAAUUGUGAGGUAGAUAUCAAUUAUUGUACAAAUAAUACAUGUCUUAACAAUGCAACCUGCUUUGAGGAACAAACAAAUUAUACAUGCAUCUGUCAACCGGGAUAUACCGGACUUAAUUGUGAGGAAGAUAUUAAUUAUUGUACAAAUAAUACAUGUCUGAACAAUGCAACCUGCCUUGAGGAGCAAACGAACUAUACCUGUAUUUGUCAACCGGGAUAUACCGGACUAAAUUGUGAGAUAGAUAUCAGUUUUUGUACAAAUAAUACAUGUCAUAAUAAUGCAACCUGCAUUGAGCAACAAACAAAGUAUACAUGUAUCUGUCAACCGGGAUAUUCUGGAUUAAAUUGUGAGGAAGAUAUCAAUUAUUGUACAAAUCAUACAUGCCAGAACAACGCCACCUGCAUUGAGGAACAAACAAACUAUACAUGUAUAUGUCAACCGGGAUAUUCUGGAUUAAAUUGUGAGGUAGAUAUUAAUUAUUGUACAAAUAAUACAUUGAACAAACAAACUUAUACCUGUAUUUGUCAACCGGGAUAUACCGGACUACAUUGUGAGGUAGAUAUCAAUUAUUGUACAAAUAAUACAUGCCCGAACAAUGCAACCUGUAUUGAGGAACAAACAAAUUAUACAUGUAUCUGUGAACCGGGAUAUACCGGACUUAAUUGUGAGGAAGAUAUUAAUUAUUGUACAAAUAAUACAUGCCAGAACAAUGCAACCUGCAUUGAGGAACAAACAAACUAUACAUGUAUAUGUCAACCGGGAUAUUCUGGAUUAAAUUGUGAGGUAGAUAUUAAUUAUUGUACAAAUAAUACAUGCCUGAAUAACGCCACCUGCAUUGAGGAACAAACAAACUAUACAUGUAUCUGUCAACCUGGAUAUACCGGACUUAAUUGUGAGGAAGAUAUCAAGUAUUGUACAAAUAAUACAUGUCAUAAUAAUGCAACCUGUUUUGAGGAACAAACGAACUAUACCUGUAUUUGUCAAACGGGAUAUAAUGGACUACAUUGUGAGGUAGAUAUCAAGUAUUGUACAAAUAAUACAUGUCAUAAUAAUGCAACCUGCAUUGAGGAACAAACAAACUAUACUUGUAUCUGUCAACCGGGAUAUACCGGACUAAAUUGUGAGAUAGAUAUCAAGUAUUGUACAAAUAAUACUUGUCUGAACAAUGCAACCUGCUUUGAGGAACAAACAAACUAUACAUGUAUCUGUCAACCGGGAUAUUCUGGAUUAAAUUGUGAGGUUGAUAUCAAUUAUUGUACAAAUAAUACAUGCCAGAACAACGCCACCUGCAUUGAGGAACAAACAAACUAUACAUGUAUAUGUCAACUGGGAUAUUCUGGAUUAAAUUGUGAGGUAGAUAUUAAUUAUUGUACAAAUAAUACAUGCCUGAAUAACGCCACCUGCAUUGAGGAACAAACAAAGUAUACAUGUAUCUGUCAACCUGGAUAUACCGGACUUAAUUGUGAGGAAGAUAUUAAUUAUUGUACAAAUAAUACAUGUCUGAAUAACGCCACCUGCAUUGAGGAACAAACAAACUAUACAUAUAUUAAUUAUUGUACAAAUAAUACAUGCCUGAACAAUGCCACCUGCAUUGAGGAACAAACAAACUAUACAUGUAUCUGUCAACCGGGAUAUACCGGACUACAUUGUGAGGAAGAUAUUAAUUAUUGUACAAAUAAUACCUGUCUGAAUAACGCCACCUGCAUUGAGGAACAAACAAACUAUACAUGUAUCUGUCAACCUGGAUAUACCGGACUACAUUGUGAGGUAGAUAUCAAUUAUUGUACAAAUAAUACAUGCCUGAACAAUGCAACCUGCAUUGAGGAACAAACAAAUUAUACAUGUAUCUGUCAACCGGGAUAUACCGGACUUAAUUGUGAGGAAGAUAUUAAUUAUUGUACAAAUAAUACAUGUCUGAACAAUGCAACCUGUUUUGAGGAACAAACAAACUAUACCUGUAUUUGUCAACCGGGAUAUACCGGACUUAAUUGUGAGGAAGAUAUCAAUUAUUGUACAAAUAAUACAUGUCUGAACAAUGCAACCUGUUUUGAGGAACAAACAAACUAUACCUGUAUCUGUCAACCGGGAUAUACCGGACUUAAUUGUGAGGAAGAUAUCAAUUAUUGUACAAAUAAUACAUGUCAGAAUAAUGCAACCUGUUUUGAGGAACACUCGAACUAUACCUGUAUUUGUCAAACGGGAUAUAAUGGACUACAUUGUGAGAUAGAUAUCAAGUAUUGUACAAAUAAUACAUGUCAUCAUAAUGCAACCUGCAUUGAGGGACAAACAAACUAUACAUGUAUCUGUCCAAAGGGAUACAGUGGACUAAAUUGUGAGGUAGAUAUCAAUUAUUGUACAAAUAAUACAUGCCUGAACAAUGCAACCUGCAUUGAGGAACAAACAAACUAUACAUGUACCUGUCAACCGGGAUAUUCUGGAUUAAAUUGUGAGGUAGAUAUUAAUUAUUGUACAAAUAAUACAUGCCUGAAUAACGCCACCUGCAUUGAGGAACUAACAAACUAUACAUGUAUCUGUCAACCUGGAUAUACCGGACUUAAUUGUGAGGAAGAUAUCAAGUAUUGUACAAAUAAUACAUGUCAUAAUAAUGCAACCUGUAUUGAGGAACAAACGAACUAUACCUGUAUCUGUCAACCGGGAGAUACUGGACUAAAUUGUGAGGUAGAUAUCAAUUAUUGUACAAAUAAUACUUGCCUUAACAAUGCAACCUGCAUUGAGGAACAAACAAACUAUACAUGUAUCUGUCAACCGGGAUAUUCUGGAUUAAAUUGUGAGGAAGAUAUCAAUUAUUGUACAAAUAAUACUUGCCUUAACAAUGCAACCUGCAUUGAGGAACAAACAAACUAUACAUGUAUCUGUCAACCGGGAUAUACUGGACUAAAUUGUGAGAUAGAUAUCAAGUAUUGUACAAAUAAUACUUGUCUGAACAAUGCAACCUGUUUUGAGGAACAAACAAAUUAUACAUGUAUCUGUGAACUGGGAUAUACUGGACUAAAUUGUGAGAUUGAUAUUAAUUUUUGUGCAAAUAAUACAUGCCUGAACAAUGCAACCUGCUUUGAGGAACAAACAAACUGUACAUGUAUCUGUCAACCGGGAUAUACUGGACUAAAUUGUGAGGUAGAUAUCAAUUAUUGUACAAAUAAUGCAUGCCUGAACAAUGCAACCUGCAAUGAGGAACAAACAAACUAUACAUGUAUCUGUCAACCUGGAUAUACCGGACUUAAUUGUGAGGAAGAUAUUAAUUAUUGUACAAAUAAUACAUGUCAGAAUAAUGCAACCUGCAUUGAGGAACAAACAAAUUAUACAUGCAUCUGUCAACCGGGAUAUACCGGACUUAAUUGUGAGGAAGAUAUUAAUUAUUGUACAAAUAAUACAUGUGUGAACAAUGCAACCUGUUUUGAGGAACAAACGAACUAUACCUGUAUCUGUCAACCGGGAUAUUCUGGAUUAAAUUGUGAGGUAGAUAUCAAUUAUUGUACAAAUCAUACAUGCCAGAACAACGCCACCUGCAUUGAGGAACAAACAAACUAUACAUGUAUAUGUCAACCGGGAUAUUCUGGAUUAAAUUGUGAGGAAGAUAUUAAUUAUUGUACAAAUAAUACAUGCCUGAAUAACGCCACCUGCAUUGAGGAACAAACACACUAUACAUGUAUCUGUCCACAGGGAUAUAGUGGACUAAAUUGUGAGGUAGAUAUCAAUUAUUGUACAAAUAAUACAUGCCUGAACAAUGCAACCUGCAUUGAGGAACAAACAAAGUAUACAUGUAUCUGUCAACCGGGAUAUACCGGACUUAAUUGUGAGGAAGAUAUUAAUUAUUGUACAAAUAAUACAUGUCUGAAUAAUGCAACCUGCAUUGAGGAACAAACAAACUAUACAUGUAUUUGUCAACCGGGAUAUACUGGACUAAAUUGUGAGAUAGAUAUCAAUUUUUGUACAAAUAAUACAUGCCAGAUCAACGCCACCUGCAUUGAGGAACAAACUAGCUAUACAUGUAUCUGUCAACCGGGAUAUACUGGACUAAAUUGUGAGAUAGAUAUUAAUUUUUGUGCAAAUAAUACAUGCCUGAACAAUGCAACCUGUUUUGAGGAACAUACAAACUAUACAUGUAUCUGUGAACCGGGAUUUACUGGAUUAAAUUGUGAGAUAGAUAUUAAUUUUUGUGCAAAUAUAACAUGCCUGAACAAUGCAACCUGUUUUGAGGAACAAACAAACUAUACAUGUUUCUGUCAACCGGGAUAUACUGGACGCAAUUGUGAGGUAGAUAUGAAUUAUUGUACAAAUAAUACUUGUCUGAAAAAUGCAACCUGCUUUGAGGAACAAACAAAUUAUACAUGUAUAUGUCAACCGGGAUAUACUGGACUAAAUUGUGAGGUAGAUAUAAAUUAUUGUACAAAUAAUACAUGCCUGAACAAUGCAACCUGCUUUGAGGAACAAACAAACUAUACAUGUAUCUGUCAACCUGGAUAUUCCGGACUUAAUUGUGAGGAAGAUAUCAAUUAUUGUACAAAUAAUACAUGUCUGAACAAUGCAACCUGCCUUGAGGAACAAACAAACUAUACCUGUAUUUGUCAACCGGGAUACACUGGACUAAAUUGUGAGGUAGAUAUCAAGUAUUGUACAAAUAAUACAUGCCUGAACAAUGCAACCUGCCUUGAAGAACAAACGAACUAUACCUGUAUCUGUCAACCGGGAUAUACCGGACUAAAUUGUGAGAUAGAUAUCAAUUAUUGUACAAACAAUACAUGCCUGAAAAAUGCAACCUGCAUUGAGGAACAAAUAAACUAUACAUGUAUUUGUCAACCGGGAUAUACCGGACUAAAUUGUGAGAAAUAUAUCAAUUAUUGUACAAGUAAUAAAUGUCAGAACAAUGCAACCUGCAUUGAGGAACAAACAAACUAUAAAUGUAUAUGUCAACCGGGAUAUACUGGACUAAAUUGUGAGAUAGAUAUCAAUUAUUGUACAAAUAAUACAUGCCUGAACAAUGCCACCUGCAUUGAGGAACAAAUAGAUUAUACAUGUAUAUGUCAACCGGGAUAUACUGGACUAAAUUGUGAGAUAGAUAUCAGUUAUUGUACAAUUUAUACAUGCCUGAACAAUGCUACCUGCAUUGAGGAACAAACAAGCUAUACAUGUAUCUGUCAACAGGGAUAUAUUGGACUUAAUUGUGAGAUAUAUUUCAAUUAUUGUUCAAAUAAUACAUGUAAAAGUAAUGCAACCUGCAUUGAGGAUCAAUCAAGCUAUAAUUGCCUCUGUGCAUCGGGAUAUACUGGACUUAAUUGUGAGAUAGAUAUCAAUUAUUGUACAAAUAAUACAUGCCAGAACAACUCUACUUGUUUUGAGGAACAGCCAAACUAUAAAUGCCUCUGUUCACCGGGGUACACUGGUGUAAAUUGUGAGACGGAUGUCAGUUAUUGUACAAACACUUCAUGUCAGAACAAUGCCACAUGUAUUGAGGAACAAGCAAACUAUAAAUGUAUCUGUCAACAGGGAUAUACUGGCACAAAUUGUGAAAGUGACAUUAAUUACUGCUCAUUUAAACUUUGUAAGAAUAAUGCAAAAUGCAUUGAAGAACAAAAUAAUUUUCACUGCGUUUGUACACCUGGAUAUACUGGACCGACUUGUGAAACUAUUACUUUCUGCUCAAGUUACCCGUGCAACAAUAAUUCAACAUGUCAAGAUAUUGAAGGAAGCUACGCAUGUCUAUGUAGAGAUGGAUUUACAGGACCAAAUUGUGAGGAACGUACAAGCAGUUGCCAAUCAGACCCUUGCAGAAACAAAUCCACUUGUUUUGACAGAUAUGGAGGUUAUAUUUGUUUGUGUAGCGAAGGAAUGACAGGAGAACGCUGUGACGUACGAGAUAUGUGUGCUUCCGGUCCAUGCUUGAAUAAUGGAAAGUGCAAAACAUUGGGAUCAAAUCCUGGGGGAUAUAUAUGUGAAUGCAACGAGCUUUUUACUGGGAAUCAUUGCGAGUAUGAUAUCAAUGAAUGUGAGACUGAAUCAACUUGCACAAAUGAUAAGAUCUGUAGAAAUAAACAUGGAGGAUACCAUUGUGAUGAUUUAUACAAGUUGGAAUCAACAAAUAACAUGAAAGGUUUUGCUGACGUUAACACGGAUAAUAUAGUACAAAACGUUAUUUCAAUACUGAGGCAAAGUAUAGUUAUUUGUGAUGACGCGCAGGUUUCCAUUGACCAGACACGGUAUAAAGGCUCUGUUGCAAUCAGCGCAAUUUGUGAUGGAAGACCUUUGACGCGAGACGAAAUGGCUAGAGCUAUCGGGCAACACACGGAAAUAUUCUUUAAGCAUCCGCAUGAUGCAAAACAGCAUGUAAAACAGAGUUGGUUAGAGUCGCACUGGAUCAUUCUUGUAGGGAUUGUGAUAGGUCUGGUGGGUGCAGUAGGCGGGACACUACAGGCUUUUUACAUUGUUAAGAGAGCUCGAAAGAAACUUGUAGUUGACCGUGAAGCAAUGGAAAUAUUGACUAAAAGAUUUUCAGUCCCGAGACCACCAAACGGGAUCAGACAUCGUAACCAAGGAAACGCCGGAUAUUUCACGAAUCCUUUAUUUUCUUAAGGACAACAACUAAUAUGUGAUAGCCUGAUAUAUAAAAACGAACAACUUUUGUAGAUUAUGCCUGUGUUUUUGCAGCAAAUUUGUUAUGGAAUAUGUUAACAUGUAGCUAAGAAUUGAGACUGAAUAUAAACCUAUUCUAUUCUACUGUUUAAUCUCAAUACUGUAACAGUAAUAUUUAAUUAUUAAU